AGAGACACUAGUAGAGGAACAAGCAAAGAGGUUUUACCGGUAAAAAGUACAGUUCAUUUGUGCCAAAUUAGUUAGGAAAUUGUACUAGCCAAAGCGAUGGGACAGCUUUGCGAAGAACCGUGAUACCGCACGUCCAAAUCCAAAAAGAGUUCCUGAGAAAAUGAUAAACUCGGUUUAAAAACAACAAAGCCCCUCAGUCAACAACUGAUUGUUUGCACAUUUGGAUAAAACAUAACGCCCGUCUACAAGUGCUGUUUGAGGGAUGUCUGCGAGCGAUACACAGUUAUUAUGACAUUGAAAGCCAUAUACCAAUCUGCUAACGAAAGCAGAGCAAUAGCGCUGGGGAGAGACACAACAAUUUCGCCGUUGUCGUCGUCGUCGUCGUCGUUAUCUUUGAGUGACGAGUACCUUUGACAGGAGCCCUUCACGAUAACGUCCGUUGAUUCGACAGCUUGUCCAAUUGGUGUGUCGACGAGGUUGUUUAGCUUUCAGUUUCUCGCAGGCGGCACGACAGUCAAGAGUGUGAAUCAUGUUUCGGGCGUUCGGCAAGAAAUGGCUGCUUGGCGCCCUCUUCUCGAUCGUGGCCGUGAUGGGCCUGUUGACGCUCUUCGGAUCCAGUUGGGAGAUAUCCUCGAUCCAGAAUACGGUGCGCCAAAGGUUCAUCGCUCCGAGUACCGACUUCAUUACAGAGCCAACAGCUGACAGUGAAAUAGUGACCAAGUCGUCGACAAAGUUCGAGUAUGUAUCACAGACCUUGGAUCCCAGAUUUCCGACGCCUCCCGGAGAUAUGGGAUCUGGCGUUGUUAUGGAAGUAACAGAUGCAGCAAUCAGCGCAUUGGUCAAACAAGGCUACGAUAUGCAAGGACUGAAUCAGUUCUUCUCGGAUCUAAUGUCCGUUCAGCGACGACUUCCCGAUGUCCGGGACAAUUGGUGUAAAGAGCCGGGUCGAUUCUUGAGCGAUCUUCCCGAAACUUCGAUAGUGAUAGUGUUCUACAACGAAGCCUGGUCGGUGCUAGUGCGAACCGUUCAUUCGAUUUUGGAUCGAUCGCCGCCUAAUCUAGUCAAAGAAAUUGUGCUCGUUGACGAUUGUUCUUAUCUUCCACACACGAAAACCCAACUGGAGGAAUACUUCCGAACGUUCCCGAAGGUGCGGAUCCUGAGAGCUCCCGAACGGCAAGGAUUGAUUCGAGCCCGGUUGCUCGGGGCCCAGAACACGACGGCGCAGAUCAUCACGUUUUUGGAUGCCCACGUUGAGUGUACAGUUGGAUGGCUCGAAGCACUGCUAGAUCCGGUGGCACGAAAUUCCACAACCAUCGCCAUUCCCACGAUCGAUUGGAUCGACGAGCACGAUAUGCAUCUGCGUACGGAGAACGCUCCCAGCUACUACGGUGCCUACGAUUGGGAUCUAAACUUCGGUUGGUGGGGACGGUGGAGCAGAAUCAAUAAACCCGAGAACAAGAUGGAACCAUUCGAAACCCCUGCAAUGGCGGGGGGUCUCUUUGCGAUCACUCGAUCGUUCUUCGAACGGCUGGGAUGGUACGACGAGGGCUUCGACAUCUACGGCAUCGAGAACAUCGAACUGUCGAUGAAGAGUUGGAUCUGCGGAGGAAAGAUGGUUACGGUUCCCUGUUCGCGGGUGGCUCACAUUCAGAAAACCGGACAUCCCUACUUGAUCCAAACGAAGAAAGACGUGGUUCGGGCGAACUCGUUGCGUCUUGCGGAAGUGUGGAUGGACGAGUACAAACAGAUCAUAUUCGACAUCUACGGACUUCCGAGGUAUCCGGUCGAGGAAAUUGGAGACGUUUCGCACAGGAAGCAAAUCAGAGAAAAGGCCAAAUGUAAGACCUUCAAGUAUUACGUGCAGGCGGCUUUUCCGGAGAUGAACAACCCAAUGGUGGAAGGCGCAUUUCACGGGGAGGUGAAAAACAUGGCGCUGGGGAACGACACUUGUUUGGAGUACCAGUUGGACACCAACACGGUCCGGAUGGCCACAUGCGAUCAUCAGGAAACGGGUCAGUUUUGGGCGCACAAUUACUACCAGGAACUGAACAGUCACAAGCACUGCCUGGACUACACCGGAGACACUCUGGGAGUUUACGGAUGUCAUCGAUCACGUGGAAACCAGGCGUGGCAGUACGUGAAGAAGACGAAACAGAUCAAAAGCGUGAAACACGGAAAAUGCCUCGGGUUGAGCUUGAAAACCAUGAAAACAUUGCUGGUGGAAGAUUGCGAUGAGAAGAAAGAGUCUCAAAAAUGGCUAGUGUCAUUUGUGGAUAUAGAUACGUCCUUUUUCCGGAAACCAACUUGAAUUGGUUUGAAAUGUAAUGGUAGUUUACAUUAGGUAAUUUACUUUAAGUAGGAAAUUUUAAACGAGGAACUGAAUAAUAAAUUAUGUGUUUGUUGUCAUGAUAACAAAUGGAAA
Molecule: messenger RNA, 2422 nt
Organism: Aedes aegypti (yellow fever mosquito)
Lineage: Eukaryota; Metazoa; Arthropoda; Insecta; Diptera; Culicidae
Product: putative polypeptide N-acetylgalactosaminyltransferase 9
Exons: 5
Coding region: 530-2308 (592 amino acids)
Cellular component (GO): Golgi apparatus
Source: RefSeq, a predicted model, not a curated record